Messenger RNA from Phlebotomus papatasi, 1700 nucleotides. RefSeq names its product NADPH:adrenodoxin oxidoreductase, mitochondrial (gene dare). The record is from RefSeq and is a predicted model, not a curated record. Lineage: Eukaryota; Metazoa; Arthropoda; Insecta; Diptera; Psychodidae. Gene Ontology annotation, cellular component: mitochondrion. Gene Ontology annotation, biological process: ubiquinone biosynthetic process. The transcript has a single exon. The coding region runs from base 74 to 1435 and encodes 453 amino acids.
UCAUUUCUGAAGAUGUCAAAGUGUGUUGUGUAAAUCUUUUGCCGAAAGAUAUUUUGCAUAAAAAAGACGGAAAAUGGUUGUGUCAUCAGGUGGAUUAGCCCUUAAAAGAAUCUGUGUUGUCGGAGGAGGCACCGCAGGUUUCUACAUCACCCAGUAUCUCGUAAAACACUUGGAAAAUUGCCGUGUUGACAUUCUCGAGAAGUUGCCUGUUCCAUUUGGUUUGGUGCGAUUUGGGGUAGCUCCAGAUCAUCCGGAAGUGAAAAAUGUCAUCAAUACAUUCACUAAGACUGCUUCCCAUCCAGCUGUGAAAUUCCUGGGAAAUGUGGCUCUCGGGAAGGACUAUAGUUUAAGGGAUUUGAGGGAGAACUACAAUGCUGUGGUGCUGGCUUAUGGAGCAGAGUCUGACAAGGGUCUUGAUAUUUCCGUUGAUGCAGGCUUCAAGAGUAUCCUGUCUGCGAGGAAAUUUGUAGCUUGGUACAAUGGAUACCCAGGUGCUGAAAAUGCUGUAAAUUCUUGUCAUUUGCAAGGGAAAAAUGCGGCAAUUAUUGGUCAGGGAAAUGUUGCUGUAGAUGUAGCAAGGAUUCUCUUGUCUCCUGUAGAUCAGCUCAAAAAGACAGAUAUCACGGAGUAUGCUUUGGAUCUUUUAGCAUCGAGUCGUGUGGAGAAUGUGUCAAUGAUUGGCCGCAGAGGACCCCUUCAAGCUGCCUUUACAAUCAAAGAACUUAGGGAGAUGUUGAGACUUCCACAAUGUUCCACAAAGUGGCGUCCGGAAGAUUUUGAAGGCAUUCCAGAGAGUCUUACUAAAUUGGCAAGACCUAGGAAAAGACUGACAGAAUUGAUGCUGGACAGUUUAUCGAAACAGUCUUCUGUAGAAUCCUCAGGAAAGACUUUCUCGCCAAUAUUCUUUCGAUCUCCUCAAAGUGUUCACCGUGAAGGAGAGGAAUUUUUGCUGAAUUUGACGAUUAAUGAGCUCAAAGGAGAUAGUGCUGUUGCUACAGGAUCUACAGAAAGCCUUCCAACGGAUCUUCUUCUCACCAGUAUCGGAUAUACUUCUCUCAGGGAGGACUCUACGCUCAAUUUUGAUCACAGAAAGGGUGUUAUACCAAACAAAGAUGGGAGGGUAUUUAAGGAAAAUUCACAGGAAAUUGAUCCAGGGCUCUAUGUUUCAGGAUGGUUAGCCACGGGACCAACGGGAGUUAUUUUAACCACGAUGAAUAAUGCUUUUUCAGUAGGACAAAUCAUCUGUGAUGACUUUAGAGACAAGAAGAUUGUUGAGGAAACAAAACCAGGAAUUGAUCUUUCGCAGAAGGAUGUUGUUUCUUGGAAUGGAUGGGAAAAGAUUGAUCAGGAAGAAGUAAGAAGAGGAUCUAAAUCAGGAAAGCCACGUGAAAAGAUUGUAAACAUUGAGGAAAUGCUUAAAGUAGGAUUAAAUUAAAAAUGUAAUUCCAAGAACAAAUUCGUAAUAAAAGAAAGUGCUGUUAAAAUAUUCUUUGAAAAGUGGAGACAUUGGGGUAAUAUUGAAUAAAAAUAAAAAAAGUAUUUUUUACAAUUUGAUACAUACGGUAAAAAACAAUUAUUUCAUUUUAUUAUUAUUGUGUUAUUAAAAAUUAAAAGAAAAUCGUUGGUUAAAAAUAUUUGAUUUCCUUUAUUCAACUUAAAAGAUACCUUUUAGAAUAAACCAUUUUAAACAAUACAAAGCA